Messenger RNA from Elgaria multicarinata webbii, 2642 nucleotides. It is a transcript of the gene ERCC2, whose product is annotated as ERCC excision repair 2, TFIIH core complex helicase subunit. The record is from RefSeq and is a predicted model, not a curated record. The transcript has 23 exons. The coding region runs from base 81 to 2363 and encodes 760 amino acids. Gene Ontology annotation, biological process: nucleotide-excision repair; transcription by RNA polymerase II; positive regulation of mitotic recombination. Gene Ontology annotation, molecular function: DNA helicase activity; damaged DNA binding; hydrolase activity, acting on acid anhydrides, in phosphorus-containing anhydrides. Gene Ontology annotation, cellular component: nucleus. NCBI's taxonomy places the organism in Eukaryota, Metazoa, Chordata, Lepidosauria, Squamata, Anguidae.
GGAAGGCUUGGGGAGGACCGGAGUGAGAACUGCUACUCCGCGCGGCUGCAGUGGCCAAUGGGAUUAUAGUGGACGAGACCAUGAAGUUGAACAUAGAUGGAUUGCUUGUUUAUUUUCCCUAUGAUUACAUCUACCCAGAACAAUACUCGUACAUGCUGGAGCUCAAGAGGACAUUGGAUGCCAAGGGUCACGGCGUGCUGGAAAUGCCCUCGGGCACUGGGAAGACCAUCUCCCUCUUGUCUCUCAUUGUGGCCUACCAGCGUGCUUACCCUCUGGAGGUCACCAAGCUCAUCUACUGCUCCAGAACUGUGCCGGAGAUCGAAAAGGUCAUUGAGGAACUGCGGAAACUUCUGGAUUUCCAUGAGAAGCAAACGGGGGCGAAGCUGCCCUUCCUGGGCCUGGCGCUCAGCUCCAGAAAGAACCUCUGCAUCCACCCUGAGGUGAGCACCUUGCGCUUCGGGAAGGAGGUGGAUGGGAAAUGCUUCAGCAUGACCGCUUCGUACGUACGAGCACAGCACCAGCAGGAUGGCAGCGUUCCCUCUUGCCGCUUUUUUGAGGAAUUUGACGCCCACGGCCGCCAGGUGCCCCUCCCGUACGGCGUGUACAACCUAGACGACCUGAAGGCGCACGGCCGGCAGAAGGGCUGGUGCCCCUACUUCCUCGCUCGAUACUCGAUCCUUCACGCCAAUAUCGUUGUGUAUAGUUAUCACUACCUCUUGGACCCCAAGAUCGCCGACCUGGUCUCCAAGGAGCUGGCCAAGAAAUCCGUGGUUGUCUUUGAUGAGGCUCACAAUAUUGACAACGUCUGCAUUGACUCCAUGGGAGUCAACCUCACUCGCAAGAUGCUGGAUCGCUGCCAAGGCAACGUGGCCACCCUGCAAGCCGCCAUCCAGAAGAUCAAGGAGACGGAUGCUCAGAAGCUGAAGGAGGAGUACAGGCGCCUGGUGGAAGGGCUCCGGGAGGCCAACGUGGCUCGGGAAACCGACGUCUACCUGGCCAAUCCGGUGCUGCCGGACGAGAUCCUCCGAGAGGCCGUGCCAGGCAACAUCCGGACAGCAGAGCACUUUGUGGGCUUCCUGAAGCGCUUUUUGGAGUACCUGAAGUCCCGCCUGCGGGUGCAUCAUGUGGUCCAAGAGAGCCCCCCCUCUUUUCUGAAAGAUGUCUUUGAGAAGGUCUGCAUCGAGCGCAAACCUCUCCGCUUCUGUGCCGAGCGGCUGCGCUCCCUCCUUCGGACGCUGGAAAUUGCAGACAUUUCUGAUUUCUCCCCCAUCACCCUGAUUUCCAACUUCGCCACGUUGGUCAGUACAUACGCCAAGGGUUUUACCAUCAUCAUAGAACCGUUUGAUGACCGGACUCCCACCAUCACAAAUCCCAUCCUGCACUUCAGCUGCAUGGAUGCCUCCAUCGCCAUCAAGCCCGUCUUUGAGCGCUUCCAGUCGGUCAUCAUCACUUCGGGAACGCUGUCCCCGCUGGAUAUCUACCCAAAGAUCCUGGACUUCAGGCCGGUUACCAUGGCCACGUUCACCAUGACCCUCGCCAGGACCUGUCUGUGCCCCAUGGUUGUGGGGCGUGGGAAUGACCAAGUGACUAUCAGCUCCAAGUUCGAGACUCGCGAAGACAUUGCCGUGAUCCGCAAUUACGGCAACCUGCUGUUGGAGAUGUCCGCCAUCGUCCCAGACGGCAUCGUGGCCUUCUUCACCAGCUACCAGUACAUGGAGAACAUCGUGGCCUCGUGGUACGAGCAGGGGAUCCUGGAGAACAUCCAGCGCAACAAGCUCCUCUUCAUCGAGACGCAGGAUGGCGCCGAGACCAGCAUGGCCUUGGAGAAGUACCAGGAGGCCUGCGAGAACGGCCGGGGAGCCAUCUUGCUGUCGGUGGCCAGGGGCAAGGUGUCCGAGGGCAUCGAUUUUGUUCACCACUACGGGAGAGCCGUGAUCAUGUUCGGGGUCCCCUACGUCUACACCCAGAGCCGCAUCCUGAAGGCCCGGCUGGAGUACCUGAGGGACCAGUUCCAAAUCCGCGAGAACGACUUCCUCACCUUUGACGCCAUGCGGCACGCGGCGCAGUGCGUGGGCCGGGCGAUCCGGGGCAAGACUGACUACGGCCUCAUGGUCUUUGCGGACAAGCGUUUCGCCCGGGCCGACAAGCGAGGCAAGCUGCCACGCUGGAUCCAGGAGCACCUCACCGAAGCCAACCUCAACUUGACGGUGGAUGAGGCCGUGCAGGUGUCCAAAUACUUCCUGCGGCAGAUGGCGCAGCCCUUCCGCAAGGAAGACCAGCUGGGCCUGUCGUUGCUCACCUUCGAGCAGCUGCAGUCGGAGGAAACUCUGCGCAAAGUGCAGGAGAUUGCACACCUGGUGUGAGCGGGCAGUGGUGUGUGUGUGUGUGUGUGUGUGUGAGAAAGAGAAGCACAAGCAGGGAUGGAUCCCCUGGAAGGGGAGGAGCCGCUUGGCAGGCCUCAACUGUUGCUGCGUCCAAACCCACCAGCAGAUGGGGAAACCGAGGCAGCCAGUUCAAACCGUUCUUGUACCAUGGCGCACGCACGCACGCACGCACGCACGGAAAGACUUCAGCCAGAGGGCUGUUAAUUCCAGAUUUUGGACUAGGGCUUUUAAUAAAGAGGUAUUUGGGGUUUUUGUAAA